This is a messenger RNA of Glycine soja, 1600 nucleotides long. Its product is annotated as 2-methyl-6-phytyl-1,4-hydroquinone methyltransferase, chloroplastic-like. Gene Ontology annotation, molecular function: 2-methyl-6-phytyl-1,4-benzoquinone methyltransferase activity. NCBI's taxonomy places the organism in Eukaryota, Viridiplantae, Streptophyta, Magnoliopsida, Fabales, Fabaceae. Gene Ontology annotation, biological process: methylation. The coding region runs from base 167 to 1198 and encodes 343 amino acids. The record is from RefSeq and is a predicted model, not a curated record. The transcript has 3 exons.
UAUCACCACUUUACCACUUCCACGCUUAUUUCUAAUUGAUCCUUUUCCUGUCUUGUUUUCAUGACAUAAACUAUCAUCAACUGUUGCUUUCCAUUUUGGCUAUAAUUCCACAAAAUGUGCCAUUCAUUGCAAGUGUAAUAUUACUAGCAUUUCCAUAUAUCAGUCCAUGGCCUCCUUAAUGCUCAAUGGAGCUCAUCAAAAUCCAAACCUCAUUAGUGGCAUAGCUCCAAAUGGCCUUAACUUUCACAGCAAGUGUUUAUUCCAAAAGGGUGUGCUGUCUCAUGGUAACAAGUUAAGGGUGGUCAGAAAAAACUUCACUCCCAAAGGCAGCAUGUCAGCAUCAUCAUCAUCAUCAUCUAGGCCUGGUUCUCAGCCAAGGUUCAUCCAGCACAAGAAGGAGGCAUUUUGGUUCUACAGGUUUCUCUCUAUUGUGUAUGACCACAUCAUAAACCCGGGGCACUGGACCGAAGACAUGAGAGACGAGGCACUGGAGCCUGCUGAUCUCUACAACCGCAACCUGAGAGUGGUGGAUGUUGGAGGUGGAACUGGCUUCACCACUCUUGGUAUAGUGAAGCAUGUGGACGCCAAAAACGUUACAAUUCUCGACCAGUCGCCACACCAGCUCGCCAAGGCUAAGCAGAAGGAGCCCUUGAAAGAAUGCAAGAUUGUUGAAGGGGAUGCUGAAGAUCUUCCAUUUCCAACUGAUUAUGCUGAUAGAUAUGUUUCUGCUGGAAGUAUUGAAUACUGGCCAGAUCCGCAGCGUGGCAUUACGGAAGCAUACAGAGUGCUAAGGAUAGGAGGCCUAGCUUGUGUGAUUGGUCCUGUACACCCAACAUUUUGGCUGUCUAGGUUCUUUGCAGAUGUGUGGAUGCUCUUCCCCAAGGAGGAAGAGUACAUUGAAUGGUUUAAGAAGGCUGGUUUCAAAGAUGUUAAGCUCAAAAGGAUUGGUCCAAAAUGGUAUCGUGGGGUGCGCAGGCACGGCCUUAUCAUGGGUUGCUCAGUCACAGGUGUGAAGCCUUUGUCUGGAGACUCUCCCCUCCAGCUUGGUCCCAAGGUAGAGGAUGUAAAGAAGCCUGUAAAUCCAUUUGUGUUUCUUUAUCGGUUCAUUCUUGGUACAAUUGCAUCCACUUACUUCGUACUAGUGCCAAUUUACAUGUGGAUCAAAGACAAAAUUGUUCCAAGGGGCAUGCCCAUCUAAGUUUGGAGAAAGUAACUCGGGUAGGAAGGUCAAGUUUUCCCUCCACACAUCUCUAAACGACUGUUUGUGAAGGAUAAUAAUUCAAUCUUGAAUCUUUCCAUCUUGCCAACAUAGUAGGAAAGAGUUACUUAAGGAUGAAAUGCUUCAAAACCAUUAGCUUAGUUUUGUGCCAUUACUAGCUUCACUAUGUUUUGUAUUUGUCAUUGUUGCUUUGGCAGAGAAAUAUAGAAUGUGUGUUGGCAGCCAAUUGUUCAAUGAACCAUGGCAGGAUCAUCAAAAUGUUGUGCUUCUUUUGCUUUGCUUUGUACCAAAUGGACAAGACAAGGUAACCAUGACAACAUUCAAAUAUGUUUGUUUUAGCUUUUAUUUGUAUAUGUGCGUUGGUGGCGAGUUUUAACUGAA